UAGAGCGUGCGCCGUGCGCCAAUUCCGCGGCGCGUGGUGGGCGCACGAGUGUAGGCCCGUAGUCCGUUCGUCCGUCCUUCCCUUUGACUUUCUUCAGCCCCGGCCUCUGUCUUUGCAGAGGUCACAGGAGGCGGGGGCCGCGCGCGCGUCCCCAGUGGCAGCGGGAGUGGCAGCUGCGGGUUUGCGGAGCCCCGGAACGCCAAGGGCGAGAGGAGCGCGUGGCAGACCAAAGGGAGCCCGCGAGCGGCCGCGUGCCCACCAAUAGGUGCGGGGCUCGGAGCCGCCCAGCCCGCGCGGUUCCUCUCUCCGCCCCCGCCGCCUCCCCCUCCUCCCCCUGCUGCUCCCGCUCCGCCGCGCGUCCGGCACUCGGAGCGCCGCAGCGGCAGCGGCGGGUGCAGCCUGCGCAGAGCCGGGCCGGGAGCCGGAGAGGACCCAGCGCGCACGCCGCAGUCACACCAUCCGCAGCCCCCGCGGCAGCUGCUGACCCACCACCAUGGCUCGCGGAAAAGCCAAGGAGGAGGGCAGCUGGAAGAAAUUCAUCUGGAACUCAGAGAAGAAGGAGUUUUUGGGCAGGACCGGUGGCAGUUGGUUUAAGAUCCUCCUGUUCUACGUGAUAUUCUACGGCUGCCUGGCCGGCAUCUUCAUCGGAACCAUCCAGGUGAUGCUGCUUACCAUCAGUGAGUUCAAGCCCACCUAUCAGGACCGAGUGGCCCCGCCAGGACUGACCCAGGUCCCCCAGAUCCAGAAGACCGAGAUCUCCUUCCGCCCCAGCGACCCCAAGAGCUACGACGCCUACGUGACGAACAUCAUCCGCUUCCUGGAGAAGUACAAGGACAUCGCCCAGCGGGACGACAUGGUUUUCGAAGACUGCGGCAGCGUGCCCAGCGAGUUCAAAGACCGAGGCGCCUUCGACAGUGACGCGGGCCAGCGGAAGGUCUGCAGGUUCAGGCUGGAGUGGCUGGGCAACUGCUCUGGGCUGCAGGACGACACGUACGGCUACAGGGAGGGCAAGCCCUGUGUCAUCAUCAAGCUCAACCGAGUCCUGGGCUUCAAACCUAAGCCGCCCAAGAACGAGUCCUUGGAGAACUCCCUCGGGGCGAAGUACAACCCCUACGUGCUGCCCGUCCAGUGCACCGGCAAGCGGGACGAGGACAAGGAGCGGGUCGGCGCCGUGGAGUACUUCGGCCUGGGCGGCUACCCGGGCUUCCCCCUGCAGUACUACCCCUACUACGGCAAGCUCCUGCAGCCCAAGUACCUGCAGCCCCUGCUGGCCGUGCAGUUCACCAACCUUACCCUGGACACGGAGGUGCGUGUCGAGUGCCGGGCGUUCGGCGAGAACAUCCAGUACAGCGAGAAGGACCGCUUUCAGGGACGCUUCGAUGUGAAAAUCGAAGUCAGGAGCUGAUCGCAAGCACAGACCGUUCCCACUAGCCAUUUAAAAAGUUUAAAAAGAUACAGAAACCUACUAGUCUUGAACAAACUGUCAUACGUAAGGGACCUACACUUAAUCUAUCCGCUUUACACUAGCUUUCCGCAUCUCCUAGGUUAGAAUGUAAAUUUAAAGUGUAGCAAUAGCAACAAAAUAUUUAUUCUACUGUAAAUGACAACAGAGAAACACAAAUUGAGCCUUGGGACGUGCCCUUUUUACUGUAAACUAUGAUUCCACUCUGACGUGUAGUGAGCGGUGUCACUGGCCCUAGGCGUUGCUGCCGCGUGUGUGUCACUCGGUGUAGCCCUGGUCACUUCCAAGCCAUGUCUCCCCGUCUGUUUUCUACUUCACGUGAGCGAGGCUCGCUGUCCACGGUGUAAAUACUUGAGGGGGUGGCACUGGCAUGGCACUUCUCUGGGGGGGGUGGCUCUUUCACAGGUAUCGGCCCACCAACGACCCUUUUUCACACACUCCAUAGUCUUUCCUGUGGUGUUUGUCAGGUCUAUUCUUUUUUCUCUUCCCCUCCCUGGGGCUGGGGGGUGUGGGGGUGUCACGGGGGAACCGCCCUUUGAAUGUCUGGGGACACUGCAGAGAGACGCGGAAGGGUGAGGGGCCGUGUUGUGUUCGUACCGGACACGGUCCGGCCGUCUCUUACCUUGGCCCCCGCUGCGUCCCAGGCCCUCGGGGAGCCGGCCCGGUGGAUCUGCCUGUGCGUUUCCUUCCUUCCCUCCUUUCCCGGGAGGCAUCACGCGCUGGUGCCGUGUCUUCGUGAAUGUUUUGACCAUUUUCAUGGUGGAAGAAUUUUAUAUUUAUGCAGUUGUACAAUUUUAUUUUUUUUUCCUGCAAGAAGAAGUGUAAUGUAUGAAAUAAACCAAAGUCACUUGUUUGAAAAAUAAACCUUUAUUUUGGACUUUAUAAAGAGCGAUGCAGUGCCCCACAGACCGGUGUUCAAUGUUGUCUGCAGUGCAAACUCCGUGCCCUAACGUGUGUGUAACAAUCGCCAGGAGUGCAGUGCUCUCGUUGACUUGUAUUCAGUCAGUGAAAACGACAGACAAUAAAAGAAUGAACUCA
Molecule: messenger RNA, 2500 nt
Organism: Artibeus jamaicensis (Jamaican fruit-eating bat)
Lineage: Eukaryota; Metazoa; Chordata; Mammalia; Chiroptera; Phyllostomidae
Gene: ATP1B1
Product: ATPase Na+/K+ transporting subunit beta 1
Exons: 6
Coding region: 494-1405 (303 amino acids)
Biological process (GO): intracellular potassium ion homeostasis; potassium ion import across plasma membrane; intracellular sodium ion homeostasis
Cellular component (GO): sodium:potassium-exchanging ATPase complex
Molecular function (GO): ATPase activator activity
Source: RefSeq, a predicted model, not a curated record